Gigantopelta aegis is the source of this 1242-nucleotide messenger RNA. RefSeq lists its product as uncharacterized. The transcript is spliced from 3 exons. The record is from RefSeq and is a predicted model, not a curated record. Lineage: Eukaryota; Metazoa; Mollusca; Gastropoda; Neomphalida; Peltospiridae. The coding region runs from base 138 to 704 and encodes 188 amino acids.
UUAUUUAUUUAUUUAUUUAUUAAUAUUUAUUAUUUAUUAUUUAUUAUUAUUAUUAUUAUUAUUAUUAUUUUUUAUUUUUAUUUUUUUUUAAAUUAUUAUUAUUUUUUUUUUACAGGAUUGUCGCUAUUGGUGGUCGUAUGUCAUGCCCAGCUCAGUCCAAACGACCCCUGCAGGGGGAGACCUGCCGGGUUUCUCUCUCAGGCGGGCAACUGUCAAAUCUUCAUCGAGUGUACCGAAACAUCGUCGUUCCGUAUCAAGCGAUGCGCAAGUGGCACACUCUUCGACGACGUCUCCAGGCGAUGUGUGGCGGCGUCGGAGAUCACGAGAAACGACUGCAACAACGGGAAUGGGCCAAACCAAAACUGGAAUCGACCAAACCAGAACUGGAAUCGACCAAACCAAAACUGGAAUCGACCAAACCAAAACUGGAAUCGACCAAACCGAAACCAAUUUCAGCGGUUGCCCACUUACAGACCGAUACGGCAGACGUCUGCUCCGACAUGGCAGACGAGUCGUUGGACCAAUCAGCGGAACAAUCAGCGGACCAAUCAGCGUCGGACUGGACAGACAUGGACGCGAUCAACAAGAAGACCUUGGACUCGACCAACAAGGCGACCCUGGACGCGUCCCGUCGUGAGGCCCAUUCCGAAUCAGGGUGGACAGGUGUUUAUCAAUGUAGUGUCAAACAGCCAGAACUCCAUUAACCGAAUAGACUGCCAACAGUUACAGCGUGACGUCAACUUCUGGAUGUCCAAUCAGGCGAGAACUUACUGCCGGAACUGCCAGCUCAAUAUUCCCACCAUCAGCGUUCUGUGUACUCAACGCCAGCUUCGUGGAUAAAAAUAAAUAAGUAUCUGUGUUUGGUCAGUGGAGAACGUAACUGAAGAAGCCAAGGAGGAGUUCAGUUGGAAAGCCACAAUCAUAUCAACAGAAAUCAGACAUAUCUACCAGCUCAUCUUUUUAAAAGAUAUUAACUACCACAAGUUAUAUUUGCUUUUGUUUCUAAUUGCUUAAAGUGUUUAGUGUUCUCUCCAGGUUUAAGUUUUCUCAAGGUACGGCGGAGGGGGUGGGGGGAAUUGCUAGAGCUCCCCCAUCACAAUUCUGAAUAAAAAAUAUUAUUGGUAGUAAAUCUUAAGGCAGAGAGGAAUGUUACUUGUAGAAUGCAGGAAAUAGCAUUUCAGGACAUCUACUUUUCAAAAUUUUACGAGGGAGCAUACCCCUGAAUUCCCAUAGAAACUUUAC